AUGCCCGAGGCUAAACCAGCCAAAGAUGAGGCCAAACCUGCUCCUGAGGAAUCCGCUCCAGAGGAGGCCCCCCCAGCAGAGGCCCCCCCAGAGUCUCCCAAAGAGGCCCCGUCCGCGGAGCAGUCCCCCACGGCCCCAGAGCCUCCGGGGGUUUUCCUGAAGAAGCCGGAGUCUGUGUCUGUGGAGAAUGGGAAGGACGUGAUGGUCACGGCCAAGGUGAACGGGAAGGAGCUGCCCGGCAAACCCUCCAUCAAGUGGUUCAAGGGGAAGUGGCUGGAGCUGGGCAUCAAGAGCGGAGCCCGCUUCUCCUUCAAGGAGACCCACGACUCCGCCAACAACGUGUACGAGGUGGAGCUGCACAUCGGGAAGGUGGUGCUGGGGGACCGCGGGGACUACCGCCUGGAGAUCAAAGCCAAGGACUUCUGCGACAGCUGCAGCUUCAACAUCGACGUGGAGGCCACUCAGGACUCCUCGGGGCCGGUCCUGGAAGAAUUCAAGCGCACGGGUGAAGGGAAGUCGGAGGACGCGGGCGAGCUGGACUUCAGCGGGCUGCUGAAGAAGAGGGAGGUGGUGGAGCAGGAGAAGGAGAAGGAGAAGAAGAAGAAGAAGGACGAUGACGACCUGGGCAUCCCGCCCGAGAUCUGGGAGCUCCUGAAGGGGGCGAAGAAGAGCGAGUACGAGAAGAUCGCCUUCCAGUACGGCAUCACCGACCUGCGCGGCAUGCUCAAGCGGCUCAAGAAGGCCAAGGUCGAGGUCAAGAAGAGCGAAGCCUUCACCAAGAAGCUGGACCCGGCCUACCAGGUGGACCGGGGCCAGAAGAUCAAGCUGGUGGUGGAGAUCAGUGACCCCGACCUGCCCCUCAAGUGGUUCAAGAACGGCCAGGAGAUCAAGCCGGGCAGCAAGUACGUGUUCGAGAACGUGGGCAAGAAGCGGAUCCUCACCAUCAACAAGUGCACGCUGGCGGACGACGCCGCGUACGAGGUCGCCGUGGGCGACGAGAAGUGUUUCACCGAGCUCUUCGUCAGAGAACCCCCAGUGCUGAUCGUGACGCCCCUGGAGGACCAGCAGGUGUUUGUGGGCGACCGGGUGGAAAUGGCCGUGGAGGUGUCCGAGGAAGGCGCCCAGGUCAUGUGGAUGAAGGACGGCGUGGAGAUGACCAAGGAGGACUCCUACAAGGCGCGCUACCGCUUCAAGAAGGACGGCAAGCGCCACAUCCUCAUCUUCUCCGAGGUGACCCUGGAAGACGCGGGUCGGUUCAAGGUCAUGACCAACGGCGGCCAGUGCGAGGCUGACCUCAUUGUGGAAGUGAAACAGCUGGAGGUCCUGCAGGACAUCGCGGACCUGACCGUGAAGGCCUCCGAUCAGGCCGUGUUCAAGUGCGAGGUGUCUGACGACAAGGUGACGGGCAAGUGGUUCAAGAACGGCGUCGAGGUGCGGCCCAGCAAGAGGAUCAUCAUGACCCACACGGGGAGGAUUCACAAGCUGGUGAUCAAUGACGUCCGCCCGGAGGACGAGGGCGACUACACCUUCGUACCCGAUGGCUACGCCCUGUCCCUCUCCGCCAAGCUCAACUUCCUGGAAAUCAAGGUGGAGUACGUCCCCAAGCAAGAGCCCCCGAAGAUCCACCUGGACUGCACGGGGAAGACCUCGGACAACUCCAUCGUGGUUGUGGCCGGAAACAAGCUGAGGCUGGACGUGGCCAUCUCGGGGGAGCCCCGCCCCGUCGCCACCUGGAUGAAGGGGGACGAGGUGUUCACGGCCAAGGAGGGCAGGAUGCGCAUUGAGGAGCGCGUGGAGCUGGAGCGCAGCAGCCUGGUGAUCGAGAGCGCGGAGCGGGCGGACGAGGGCCGCUACACCAUCAAGGUCACCAACCCGUCCGGCGAGGACGUGGCCUCCAUCUACGUGCGGGUUGUGGACGUCCCCGACCCCCCGGAGGCUGUGCGGGUCACCUCCGUGGGGGAGGAUUGGGCCAUCCUGGUCUGGGAGCCGCCCAAGUACGACGGCGGACAGCCAGUCACUGGGUACCUCCUGGAGCGGAAGAAGAAGGGCUCCCAGCGCUGGAUGAAGCUCAACUUCGAGGUCUUCACGGACACGACCUACGAGGCCACCAAGAUGAUCGAGGGCGUCCUGUACGAGAUGCGGGUCUUCGCCGUCAACGCCAUCGGGGUGUCCCAGCCCAGCGUCAACUCCAAGCCCUUCAUGCCCAUCGCGCCCACCAGUGAGCCCCGGCACCUGACGGUGGAGGACGUGACGGACACCACCACCACCCUCAAGUGGAGGCCCCCCGACAGGAUUGGGGCGGGCGGCAUCGACGGCUACCUGGUGGAGUACUGCCUGGAGGACUCCGAGGAGUGGGUCCCCGCCAACACGGAGCCCGUGGAGCGCUGCGGCUUCACGGUGAAGGACCUCCCCACGGGAGCCAGGAUCAUCUUCCGGGUCGUGGGCGUCAACAUCGCGGGGCGCAGCGAGCCGGCCAGCCUGGCCCAGCCCGUCACCAUCCGGGAGAUCGUGGAGCAGCCCAAGAUCCGGCUCCCCCGCCACCUGCGCCAGACCUUCAUCCGCAAAGUGGGGGAGCCCAUCAACCUCGUCAUCCCCUUCCAGGGGAAGCCGCGGCCGCAGGUGGUGUGGACGAAGGGCGGGGCGCCCGUGGACGCCUCCCGCGUGAACGUGCGCACCAGCGACACGGACACCGUGUUCUUCGUGCGGCAGGCGGCGCGCUCGGACUCGGGGGAGUACGGGCUCACCGUGCAGAUCGAGAACAUGAAGGACACGGCCACCGUCCGCAUCCGGGUCGUGGAGAAGGCCGGGCCCCCGGUGAACGUGACGGUGAAGGAGGUGUGGGGCACCAACGCGCUGGUGGAGUGGCAGCCCCCUAAGGACGACGGCAACAGCGAGGUCACCGGCUACUUCAUCCAGAAAGCCGACAAGAAGACCAUGGAGUGGUUCAACGUCUACGAACACAACCGCCAAACCCACUGCACCGUGUCCGACCUCAUCGUGGGCAACGAGUACUUCUUCCGGGUUUACAGCGAGAACAUCUGCGGGCUCAGCGAGUCCCCCGGCGUCUCCAAGGACCCGGCCCGGAUCCUCAAGACGGGCAUCAGCUGGAAGCCGCCGGAGUACAAGGAGCAUGACUUCCGGAUGGCCCCCAAGUUCCUGACGCCGCUGCUGGACCGCGUGGUGGUGGCUGGGUACACCGCUGCGCUCAACUGCGCCGUCAGAGGCCACCCCAAGCCGAAGGUGGUCUGGAUGAAGAACAAGAUGGAGAUCCGAGAAGACCCCAAGUACCUGAUGACCAACUACCAGGGCAUUCUGACGCUGAACAUCCGGCGCCCCUCCCCCUUCGACGGGGGCACCUACACCUGCCUCGCGGUCAACGAGCUGGGGGAGGCGCUGGCCGAGUGCAAGCUGGAGGUCCGAGUGCCGCAGUGA
Messenger RNA from Pipistrellus nathusii (Nathusius's pipistrelle), 3432 nucleotides. The record is from the annotation of a GenBank genome assembly. Lineage: Eukaryota; Metazoa; Chordata; Mammalia; Chiroptera; Vespertilionidae.